Molecule: messenger RNA, 4891 nt
Organism: Amoebophrya sp. A25
Lineage: Eukaryota; Dinophyceae; Syndiniales; Amoebophryaceae
Source: the annotation of a GenBank genome assembly
CUACGGGUCAGAGCAGUCUUUUAUUGAGGCCAGGAGAGAGCGGCGCGUUUGGAAGUGCCGCCAACCAUCAGCAGCUACUCGAGAAAGAGUUGUCUACUACAGGCGGCAAAGAUCACUGGGUUGAUGGCGACUAUUUUGAGGACUUGAGCAUUGCACAAAUGAUCAAGGACUGCCGCGACGUACAGAAAGACAUCGCAAGGCCCUUAGACUUAUACGAGGAAGCACUGGAGCACGAACAGCUAGACCACGCCGCAGGAGCGCAGCUCGAAUUCCUGCGAGACCAGUUUUCGAAAGCCAGCCUCCGUCUCCAAGAUCAAAUUUGUCAGUGCGCGUCCCAGCCGGGGUCUCCACGUGCCGCUCGACGAGAUGACGACGACGACGGCGCUUCGGUCUCAUUCCGAAUCAACACAGAAGACGGCGAAAUGUCCCCUGUCCGGCAAGCAGCUGCGAGACUCUCCACGCUCGAAACAGACGCAAACGGUAGCGCCGUUGUUGCGGGGGUAAGUUGUACUUAUUUUUUACAUGGAGUCACUAAUGUUACCCGAGUUUGUCUACCAGGAAACACAUUUCAUGACUACGACUCCUUACUGCACUCUGUCUAAGUACAAGUAUUUCAAUUUCGUUCUCACUCUUAGUCUUAUAAUUGGCACACGAGUUAGAAUCACCUCAACCAUCUCCUCCACCGCCAGCCACACAAGUCUGCGGGGACGCAGUCCACAAGCACUGGGGAGCCCGUGUGGCUUGAGAUCGUGUGGAACGAGGGAUUCGGGGCAGCUGUGUUCUACUACGAUGUGCAAAGUCGAACGACGAAGUGGGAUCUACCUAAGGACGGCUCAGUGGCAAUGAACCUCUUCUCCCUUGAGCGGUUAGUCACGGAUUUUGUCGACUUGGUAGGAGAGCUCUGCAAAGCUGUCGAGUCCGGUUAUCUAGCGACCGGAUGUUCUCCCAAGAACGGGUGCAGCGCCUUCGCCUAUUCCUCAGCCGCAAGUCCCAGCGCUGUCCCCUGUGCGAUCUCGGAGUAUGCUUUUCCUGCAAGUCGCAGCGCUGCAAGAGGAAAUGUGGGAGGUGGAGUUUUCAACAUGGGUAAAGUUGGGGAUCAGUCAACUUCCGCUCGAGGUGGAAAUAACGGCACCGACACGUCUACUGCGUCGCCGUCGUCAACUGCAACUGGAAAUGUGAGUUUUCCAGGGAGCCGCGCCGCGAGCAAGGCAACUUCCGGUAGCGCGUUCUCGGGAAGCGGCCCUGGAGCGACCAAGUCGUCAUCCCGCAGUCGGAACCGCUCUGCAAAACCGGGAAAGAGCAAAGCCAAUGGCAAGAGCCACACUACCAAUUCUCCAGGCGAUCGGCAGAAUCCUGCGCAGGAAACAAGAUUUGGAGGUCGCGAGGGCGUUGGAAGCGACGCGAUGAAGACCUUCGCGAACCGGCCGCUGGCCGCUGUGAGCUUUCACCCCUUUCCGCAUUCAAAGGAGAAGCGACCUCGGUCAGAGUCUUCAGGUGGCGGCGGAUCUGCGUCGUCUAGCGGAACAUCUUCUGGCCGCCUAAUGCGAUCGAACACGCACCAACCUAGAGCGGGUGGUGGAAUGGAGCGACCGCAGUACUCGCGCGCACACACAGUUGACGUGAAUGUCUUUGGCGGUGCAGGAGGAGCGUCGAAUGACACCACCGCCGAAGACGCCGGCCGAGAUGAGCGCAGCGGUAGAUCCGAUCAUGCUAGUUCGGGAGCGCAAAAGCCCUCUCCUCAAAGCGGCGCAUCAUUCGGCGGAAAUCUGCGGAUACCGGGAAUACAGCGGAGCGCAGGAGAUGGCAAUUCUACGCAGCGAUCCCACGGUCUCCGCGGAGAAAUAUUAGACGAGGAUGGAGCGGUUGUCAACAGAUCGCUGUUGUGGCUUCGUCGGAAGAGAGCACAGACGGCCGAGGAGGAGGAAGAGGAUGACGCGGAUAGUAUGGCGAGGGCCCCACCGGGUCUCCUGCCUUGGAAGACAUUUUUCGCAGGUUCAGUGGUACUUGUGGCAGUCUGGGCCGUGGGACUGACAUGGUCAAUCUCUAUCAUGCUCUUCAAACGAAACGUGCCAGGCGGGCGUGACCCCACGCUCUAUUUCCGCAGUCGAGGGCAAAGUGUGCCUUUCAAUGCCAAACGUUUUACCCAAGUGUUGUGCCAAUCAGAUCCACACACUGGUGCGAUCGGAGAGGAGGCUGAGGAAUUCUUUCCGAGGAGCAACGUGUCAGACUUAGAAGAAGGAAGCGAUGAUGCCAACCCUCGAGAGGAAACAAAACACGCUUCGAAAAGGACAAGCUCAACAUGGAGCGACUUCGCUGGUGAUGUGUGGAAGCAGUGCUGCAGUUCGGAUGAGGCUUUACGACCGUGCAGCACGGCAGACUCCUACGAGUACGACGCCAGAAGAGCAGGCACUGGUUUAUUAAACACGAAUCAUCUGCGAGCCAGCAAACUCGCAGCUUUCGAUGAUCGCGUCGACCACAGAGAACACAAUGCUGUUUCUGAACAAUCCGAUUCAGUACCUAACGGCAGUGCUACAAAUUUACCGAAAUCGUCGUUGUUUGCACCAGACGCUGCUCCGGUCGUUUCUUACGUCUCAGCAGGCUGCAAAAUGCUCCUCAAAGUGAGCGAGAAAGAGAACCAAGAUCCUCCGUCUUCGACUUCAUCUGACAAAGAAGUUGCGGGACAACAUUCUCGCAGCAUGUUGGUACACCGCCUCUACCAGACCCGUGUGCGACAGAGUUUGCGCAUACGAAAAAAUAGUCGCGGAUUUUUCCGUCCGAAUGGCUUUGCUUGCACCGCCACAGGAGCUGCGUCUUCAUCCAUUUUACAGGCCGAAAAUCAAGUAGAAUUUACUAGGUCUUCUAGCGCCAGCAGUAGAAGCUCGUCCCUCCAGGAGCAUACAGCAACCUUUGGAAAUAAGAUCAGCGUGUGCUACUUGUCGGAGACGUUUCAGGUACAUGAGAUCAGUCUCAGAGGAGCACUAGGAGCAGAUUCGAAAGAUAGAUCGCGCGAUGACUCCGACCAAGACUUCGCGAAAGUAAGUCGCACAUGCGCAUCGCGAUCACCAAUCGUCGACGUGUCUAUGACGCGCGAGAGACCUCUUGUCGUGCUCGAAGAGGGCCAAGAUUUUACUCCACUAUCUUCCGCCGAUCGCAGGGUGGCCUGUCCGGAGUUUGAAAGGUUUGCCGUUCCACGACUUGUUUCAGGAGGCGAAAAACAGGAGUACGAAAUGCAGUUUUUGCGCAGUGGCGGACUUGCUGCAGCAAUUGAUGCUGAGCACCAAAUUAGGCUUGAUCCGGAAACCGGUGUUGCGACAGUUUAUCGCGUACUAUCAUCUUCCUCGAGCAACAGUAGAGACCCGGAACAAGAUAGUACACCUAGUACUCCAGCAACUGCCGUGUCUCUGAUUCCUCGCUUCGAGACUGUAGAGGAUCGGCCAUAUCGUUCCAUUGCUGUGCUCGGGAAACGUUAUGUCGUAGGUUUGCGAGAUGACAACGCUUCAAUAAUAGAUCUGAUCCUCGACCUGCGAGCCGGCGUUGAGCCGAUCGAGACAUUGGCGUGGCAGCUACCCGCUGGAGCGCCGUGGCUGGCGAUUAGCGCCUGCCCGGACAACAGUGUUUCGGAUGCGAGGGGGGGUGAUCCAGAGAUAGUAGAUGAGUUGCUCUGUGUUGUCAACAUAGAAAAUGUCAUCAUCGUAGACUUGUCUGUGCGCGCCGCAGAGGACCUGCACCAAAGCCAUAUCGAGGUCGAAAAAGUUGAGGCUCUGCACCACUCCAAAACAACUACGCUUCAUGCGGAAGGAAACGGCGGUGUGUUUUUAUCGAAGCUCAUGGGCACUAGACAGGCACCUACCUCUAGAUCCGAUGAUUCCAGUCGCAUUGUACCAAACGAAAGAGAGGAGGUGUAUAUAUAGCUGCAGGAAAAUCAUUAUUGCUGCGACAGCAAAAUUUUGAAUUUUUGAUCAAGAAUGAGAAUCAAUCUCCAUAUGUAAAAAUAAAAUACGAAACGUCUGCAUCACAUCCACAAAAAGUAAUCCAGAUCGUGUACUUAUGAUUCUCUACUUGGUACACUUUUUAGCUCGAUCUACCACAUCGCUGACUUCAUUAAUGCCAUUCAUUGCGCUCGGAGUUUUAAAAUUUCAAGCGAGGCCGCAUAUCAAUUCUGACUGACGCAUUCUAAAUCUGUGUAGUAAAUCCGAGCGCCGACGCCGUUAAGGUUAACUGGUCGUUUAGUCUUUUCGAUCAUAGUACGUCAUUGUAAUAAAACACCGUGUGAGAUAGUUUCACUCGUCGUGUCAUAAGAAUUCAAUUUUCCAACCAUUCCCUUAUGCCUAAUUUUCCCAUAUUGCAGUAUAUCACUAGCCCACUGGUAUCGAUGACUUCUCUCGAGCACCGUCACCGUGGAAGCUCUUCAUCGUGCACCAUUCAAAAUCCAACAAAAAUCAUGGAUGGGCUUUGCUUCAGGUCAUGAUACGAAUACUUACUGUGAUUCGUGCUCUUACACCAAUUACAUGGACAUUCUUAGCAUUACAGCUAAUUCAUACAUAAUUAUCACUUGUCGAAGCGACAAGCUCCUAGUUCAACACGAAAGACAUGUCAUGAAAUCUUUAGAUCCGAUUUCUUUUCGGGAUGGCGAAUCAACAUGCAAGUAAAUACUUUGGACUUGGGGAAAUGUACGCGUAAAAGCACCCGUAAGAGGUGCACUAGUUACGAAGGAAUCGCAGACAUGCCGUUUGCGGACAAUGCCAAACAUUGUUUUUCCGAUGAUCAUGAUCAUACUUUGUUUUCAAUCCACUCGACUCCCUGGAGACUGAAAAGGCUCAGAGAAAUUUAUACUUUUCGGCGAUCUACUCAACUCGUGGUCGUCUUUGCUUGAUCACAACUAAUCACAAAC